Molecule: messenger RNA, 1901 nt
Organism: Parathielavia appendiculata
Lineage: Eukaryota; Fungi; Ascomycota; Sordariomycetes; Sordariales; Chaetomiaceae
Exons: 3
Coding region: 238-1761 (507 amino acids)
Source: RefSeq, a predicted model, not a curated record
GCACGAGUUGGCAUGCUUCUGUUGCCUCGUCUUACCUCACAUGCCAUGAGCUGCGAUCUCUUGCUUGCAUGUAGACGUCCUGCUGCGUGACUGGGCCACCAUGUCCAGCCGUGCGUUUGUUAUUGUUGAGUCGCUUGGAACUCAACAAUUCAUGACGUGGCUGAAGCUCAAACUGCAAAGCCUUCUUUUUCUUCGCUGUGAACUCUGGGCUCUCAGGGGAGAAUCACCUCCCCAGACAUGAGGAUGGAUCCUGCUGGCUGUCUGUUUCUUACUUUAAAACCACAGAACAACGCCGGCUUGGACUCGCUUCAGGCUUUUGUUCUGCAUGCUGACCAAGGCCUGAGCGCUUCCAUGGAGCGGCAGUCUAUCACCUCUGGCUUUUCCGGGCCGGCACCUCGACCAGGGCUCAUCCAACAUACGAACCCCUUGGCACCUCCUUGUCCGGCAGCCUCUCCGCGCAGCUUGGCGACACCUCCGGACCAAAUGGUGCAUUUAACUUGCCUUCGAGGCCCCAACACCGCGACAGCAGGCAGAUCGGACCAUUCCGGGACAGACAAGCUCGCAACCGACGAUAACGCCUCGGGACCUGCCGACGAGGACGUCGAGUCUGACCUCGAUGACAAACAGGGCAAUGACGGGGACGGUGGCGACAUCCAUGAAGAAGACGAAGAAGGAGAUGGUAGUGGUGCGGAUACCAACACCGGCAACAAAGGGGCGGCCCUCAAUGAACCCCUGAGCUGCCCAUAUCGCAAGAGAAACAGGGCGCGAUUCAACAUCCGCAAUCACAUCAGCUGCACCAAGCCCUUCAGAGACCUGAGUAAACUGAAGGCGCAUAUCAGUAAAGACCAUCACAGAGUGAUGGCCUUCCAACGGGGGGAUUUGGCUGAGGAUGUCGAAGACGGAAUCACCGAGGCCAUUGCAGCCAUACUGGUUAGAAGGAAGGGCCACCUCAAGGUGUGCACUUGGGAGAAAUUGUGCAAAACUUUGUUCCCCAGUGACACCCAUAUGCCCUCCUCACAGCAUGAACCCUGCAUACCUGCGGAAUCCCACGAGUUCAUCAAAGUCGCAACACCGGCAUGGUCUGGAGUUAAGAAUAGAGUCCCAGAGCAUGUGGCCGACGCACUCACAAGACACGGAGGGGACGUCAGCGCCAUUUCCUCGCAUCUCCAGGAUGCCAUGGACGCGGAUUACAAAGAUCUUUUCAACCGAUCCCUCCGUCACUUUGAGCGCUCAGCCCUCCAAGAGCAAACGUCUCGUUCGACAACACUGAGUCCGGACCGGAUCCGAACGAAAAAAGAAUACAGACCCAAACUGCAAACUGAGACAACUGCUACCACAGGUAUAGCUGACGAGCAUCAGACUCAACCUCAACGACGACCGUUUCUGGCGCCGAAUCCAGCUGGAGAUUACCCCUUGUGUUCUCCAUCGCUUGGUCAUUUCCUUCCCUCUCGAGCUUACCAGACUCGGCAGCAACACCGUGACCCGAGAAACACGACCGAUGCCUUCCUGUCCGUCACCGGAACCGGGUAUCAGGCCUGGUCUGUCCAAACAGCUCCUGGAACAAACAUUCUUGCACUUCCAUCACCGGUCCAAUAUUCCGUUGGUUUGGAUGACAUGGCGCCAGUCGUUCAAACCUGGCAACACGGCAAUGGAGCCGAGCAUCAAUUUCUGACGCAUAUGCGGCAUGGCCAAUCUCCUGCCACUGGCAGAUAUGCGGCACCACACUCAAGUUCAAGCGGCGGCAAUUCCUCGCAGCAGUAGCCGACUACCAUUUCAACGUCGAUGGGAACCCUUAAGGGUCAUCCACAGACACAGACAACUCUUGGGGCUCAUCCAACCGGCUCCCAUAACCCCGGGGGCUUCGCUGCUUGGCCCGGCACGACCUACGACGAUGCCGAAGG